This is a messenger RNA of Perognathus longimembris pacificus (Pacific pocket mouse), 1103 nucleotides long. RefSeq names its product cilia and flagella associated protein 73 (gene Cfap73). The record is from RefSeq and is a predicted model, not a curated record. NCBI's taxonomy places the organism in Eukaryota, Metazoa, Chordata, Mammalia, Rodentia, Heteromyidae. The coding region runs from base 1 to 999 and encodes 332 amino acids. The transcript has 8 exons. Gene Ontology annotation, biological process: spermatid development.
AUGGCCAUCUCCCGGAAUGAGACUUCCCUGCUGGCCUUGCAAGAAGAUUCUGGGCCUCCACCUGAGCAAAAUGUGACCCACUUGGGGCGGCUGUUGGGCCUCCUGGAGAAGAGGCGGGAGCUGGCCGAGGCAGACCAGAGUCUGCGGGCCCAGAAGGAGGAGUUCCGAGCAGCCACAGCGGCCCUGACCCAGCGCUGGGCUCAGCUGGGGCAGAAGGAGCAGGACCUAAAGGGGUCCUUCGUGCGCUUCGACAAGUUCUUACAGGACUCGGAGGCCCGGCGCGGCCGCGCGCGGCAGAGGGCGGCGGAGGAGCGAAUCCGGGCGGGCCGCCUGGAGGCGGAGGCACAGCGCCUGCGCGCCCAGCUGGAGGCGCUGCGGCGGGAGCGCGCGCGGCUGCGGAGGCGGCUGCGGCGCCUGGAGCCCUGCGCGCGCCUGCUGGAGGGGGCGCUGGAGCUGCUGCCCGAGUUCCAGGAGGUGCCCGUGCUGGUGGCGCGCUUCGCGGGGCUGGCGGACGCGCGGGCGGCGCUGCAGCGCGCAGAGGCGGAGCGGCGCGCGGAGCUGGAGGAGGCGCGGGCGGCGCUGCAGCGGCUGCGGGAGGAGGAGCCCGAGUUGCGGCUGCGGCUGAGCCAGCGGCGGGCGGAGCUGGAGGCGCGGCUGGAGGCGGCGCGGGGGCGCCGGCAGCAGUGGGAAGCCGAGUGGACGCAGAUCCAGAACACGGCGGCCGAGAAGACGCUGCUGCUGGGGCGCGCGCGCAUGGCGGCGCUUGGCCUGUACCAGGCAGUGUGCCUGCACCGGGGGCAGCCGCCCGCGCUGGACCUUGAGGACACGGAGGGGCAGCUGGAGCAGGUGAAGCUGUUCAUCCUGGACUUCUCCGCCAUGCUGGCUAGCCUCCCUCAGGCCCAGCCCACAGCCACAGGAAAGUGGGCAGCCGUGCCGGCUCAUCCUGUGGGAUUCACCGAAGGCACACAGCAGACACUCCAUAAACGCAGGCCUCGGUGAUGGCAAAGACAAGGCUGUGUCCCACACCCCACCCUGCAGCACAGAACCCAGGACAUGACCGAAGAAAGGGGCCACUCCAGCCCACCCAUUGCUGGGGAGGGGCC